GCCGCCUUUCCGGCCGCGGCGAGGAGCGCGGGUGCGGGGCGCGCAGCAAGAUGCUCACGGCAGCGGCAACCUUGGUGUGCGUGUGUGCAGCAGCCUGGUGCAGCCCGGCGGCGGCGGCGGCCGGGGGCAGACCGGACAGCGGCAAUUUUCUGGACGAUAAACAAUGGCUCACGACCGUCUCCCAGUACGACAAGGAGGUCGGGCAGUGGAACAAAUUCCGAGACGAUGAUUAUUUUCGUACAUGGAGUCCGGGUAAACCAUUUGAUCAAGCUUUAGAUCCGGCUAAAGAUCCAUGUUUGAAGAUGAAAUGUAGUCGCCAUAAAGUCUGUGUUGCACAGGAUCAACAGACUGCAGUUUGCAUCAGUCAUCGAAGGCUUACGCACAGUAUGAAAGAGGCUGGUUUAGGCCAUAAACAGUGGAGGGGUGGUCCCAUUUCAUCAAACUGCAAGCAGUGUCCAGUAGUUUAUACCAAUCCUGUUUGUGGAUCAGAUGGUCACACAUAUUCUUCUCAGUGCAAAUUAGACUAUCAAGCCUGUGUCUCAGGAAAACAAAUUUCAGUGAAAUGUGAAGGACGUUGCCCUUGCCCUUCUGACAGAUCCACAAAAGCAGGCAGAAAUGACAGGAGAGUGUGCAGUGACCUGGAAUUCAGGGAAGUUGCAAACAGAUUGAGAGACUGGUUUAAGGCACUUCAUGAAAGUGGAAUUCAGAAUAAGAAGACUAGGAUUGUUCAGAGGCCUGAAAGAAGCCGAUUUGAUACCAGCAUUUUGCCAAUUUGCAAAGACUCCCUGGGCUGGAUGUUUAACAGGCUUGAUACGAACUAUGACCUGUUGUUGGACCAGUCAGAGCUUGGAAGCAUUUACCUUGACAAGAACGAGCCGUGCACCAGGGCAUUCUUCAAUUCUUGUGACACAUACAAGGACAGUUUGAUAUCUAACAAUGAGUGGUGCUACUGCUUCCAAAGACAGCAAGACCCACCUUGCCAGACAGAACUCAGUAACAUUCAGAAGCAGCAAGGAGGAAAGAAGCUCCUAGGGCAGUACAUCCCCUUCUGUGAUGAGGAUGGGUAUUACAAGCCAAGUCAGUGCCAUGGCAGCCUAGGGCAGUGCUGGUGUGUGGACAGAUAUGGCAAUGAGGUGUCAGGAUCCAGAACAAAUGGCGCAGCGGAAUGUGCUAUCGAUUUAGAGACUUCAGGUGAUUUUGCCUCUGGUGAUUUCCAUGAAUGGACAGAUGAUGAAGAUGAUGAAGAUGAAAUAAUGAACGAUGAAGAUGAAAUUGAAGAUGAUGAUGAAGAUGAAGGGGAUGAUGAUGAUGAUGACGAUGAUCAUGAUGGAUAUAUUUAAUAAUAUUAGGAGGUCCCUAUGUUGUACCUUUCUAAAUUUCACAAGAUGAUAUUUCAUAAAACCCCUUUGCUCUCCAAGAUCAAAAGGGUUCUAACAAAUAUGUAUAUUUUGUAUGAUUGUUUCAAACAUUGCAGCUGGAGUCAUAGACUUUUUUUUGUUUAAAUAAGAAUAAUUAUAUCAUGUGCUUUUGAGUUUUUAAAUUCCGUUGCGCUGAAGAAAACACAUUGGAAUUCUAGCCCGAAGAAAAAAAAGUUAUGUGCGACUGAAAAUAUAUAUAUGUGCAAAACACACUAGAAAGCCAACCAGUCUCUUCAAAAUUCUGCUGAAAAAAUAUUUUCCCUUACUUGGAACUGUGCAUGUCCUCUUCAAAAUGCAUACUGUGACUUUCCUGCAGUUCCGUAGGUGUUUUAAGCCCUGCGACUGCCCAUUUAAUGAAUCAGAAAUGUAUUGCAGUAGAAAAAUAUUGGUGCACAAGUAGCAUCUCAACCAGCCUUUAAUUAACCAAAGGUAUGGAGAACAAUCAGGAGGGAAAAUUGUAGCAAAGUCCUCCUUUGCAUUUGCAGUUAUGUUUUUUAUUAGGAAAUGGCUAGAUUAUUGAAAGGAUUUUUCAAAAGCAGUAGCAUGGACAAGCACCAGUUCUGUAAUUCUAAAAUUUUCUUGUCCUUCCUUUUUUUGGUUUCAUGUCAAGGUGAUAUAAGCUUUAUCAUUAUUUACUUAAUCAUUGCUUCAUCCUUUGUGGUUUCUCUGUAUUUCUCUCUAAUCAGACUAGUGUAAAAUAUUUACAUUGGGAAAAAGAUUUGCUUAAAGUUUAUUACCUUUAUACCUUACUGUAUUUCAGAGUAUUGUCACUUGCCCCAAGGUAGUUUUUCAUAAAUGUAUAAUGAUGCUUUUUAUUUUCUUAUUUCAGGAAAUAGUUUUGCUCUUUAUCUUAAUCCAUGUUGUUUUCUGUUACUAGUGCAGAAACUUAUAGAACGUAUUGUAAAGGUGCCUUGCAAAAUAGAACUAGAGAGGUUUUAGCAUGCAUACCAGUAUAGGAUGUUAGGCAAUAGCUAAGCACACCCAAUUACCAAAUUAAUACCAGUAUAGGUACUGCUGCUGGAAUGAAAAAAAUGGAUUAUUUUAAUUUUUUUUAAUUAUUAUUAUGUAAUUACCAUGUGGUCUAGAUUAUACUUAUUGUGUAGAGUAGCACUUAAGAUUUGACUGUAGAGAAAAUUACUUUAAUCACUGUAUUUAUGUUAGCAUGUUAAUUAUUGUGUAGACAUUUUGGGACUCCACCAUCUUCAUUCAUAUCCUAUCUGUUUCCUUCUGCCCACAAUAAAAUUGACAUGACCUGUAUAAUGUAUUACUGCAGGUUGUAUAAUUUAAAAAUGAGUCACUGAUUUCCCGUCAUUAAUAAAAGGAAAAUCAGAUUCUUAUUUGAAUUAAUUUCUACAUGGUAAAUACUAAAUCUAAUGUUUAUCUUAUGUAAUAUUGAAAAGUAUAAUGCAUUUUCUUUUUUACUGUUUCUGUAUAGUUUGCAAAAUAAAAACUCUUGUAACCAACCUUUGGCCAGUAUAGCCCAUCAUUUUGACUUUUUACAUAGUCUGAAAUUUAGAAUCAGGAAGAAUUCAUGUUUCAGAUGCAUUUUGCCUAUUAAAAUAUGUAUUUAUUUGAAUAAAGCCAUUAAUGUUUUCUUUUCAUUAAAAAUAUUUGAAAAGGGCAAAACACGUAGGGAGCUUCUGAUUUUCUGUAAUUUCCCUGAUUUUUCUAUAGCUUUGUUAUGUACUUUUGUGACAUUGUCUUCAUUUCAUAGUAAAGAAAGAGAGAGACUUCUUCUCAAGCUUGGUCAUAAUUUGUGGGGCAUAGCUGUGUUAUUUUCUUAAAUAAAGACAGUUAAGAAUUUACCAUUCUGAUAGUGGGAUUUUGUCAAUGAACAGUUUCUUAUGAUUGAAAUUCACUGAUAUAUAAACUGAUUUUAAAUAAAGAAGCUAAAGAAAAAGUGUUUUCAUUAUUGGCUGAUGCCGUAAGUACUGUUGUGGGGAAUUUUUUUUGCAUGUGACAAAUGGUUAUUAGAUGACAAACUGAAAAUGCAUUUCAUUAAAACUUG
Molecule: messenger RNA, 3426 nt
Organism: Serinus canaria (Common canary)
Lineage: Eukaryota; Metazoa; Chordata; Aves; Passeriformes; Fringillidae
Gene: SPOCK3
Product: SPARC (osteonectin), cwcv and kazal like domains proteoglycan 3
Exons: 11
Coding region: 51-1340 (429 amino acids)
Molecular function (GO): protein binding; calcium ion binding
Source: RefSeq, a predicted model, not a curated record